AUGUCCAAGAUAGCUCUCAUACUUGGUUGCGGUAAAGGCAUCGGCACCACCAUCGCUGACAGCUUCCACUCUGCAGGCUACAACGUUGCCUCAGUGUCUCGUACUCCUCGCACCUUUCCGACACAAGACCGCGUACAUCUCGUAGCAGACUUUGCAGAUCCGGAUUCAAUAGAACCGUUGUUUGAUCAGGUAGAGAACCGAUGGGGCAAAGCACCAGACGUCGUGGUGUACAAUGCAUACGCCAACGUGCUCACCCGAAACGACCCGUUGAGCGCUUGCAGCAAAGACUUCAUCGCUGCAUUCAAUAUCAACACAGCAUCUCCUUACUCAGCCGCCUUCAUUGCUCAUGAACGUAACAAUAGUGUCAGGUAUAUUUACACAGGGAACGCCUUGAACAAUCUCAUCGAUCCGAAUAUAACAAUCUUGGGUGUAGGGAAAUCUGCCUCGGCUCAUUGGAUACAAGCUGCGGCCAAGGCAGAGGGAUUGAGACCGGCUCAAUUCUACUACUGCGACCAGAGAAAACCCGAUGGAUCCCCAUGUUACACUGGAUUGAGGGGGGAUGCCCAUGCCGAGCUGUAUCUGAAAUUGGCCGAGUCCAAGGAGCAAAAAGAACCCAAUAUCGUGUUCAGAGCGUAG
Messenger RNA from Kwoniella botswanensis, 636 nucleotides. RefSeq lists its product as uncharacterized. The transcript has 3 exons. NCBI's taxonomy places the organism in Eukaryota, Fungi, Basidiomycota, Tremellomycetes, Tremellales, Cryptococcaceae. The coding region runs from base 1 to 636 and encodes 211 amino acids. The record is from RefSeq and is a predicted model, not a curated record.